Messenger RNA from Yarrowia lipolytica CLIB122, 2889 nucleotides. RefSeq lists its product as uncharacterized. The record is from RefSeq and is a predicted model, not a curated record. Lineage: Eukaryota; Fungi; Ascomycota; Dipodascomycetes; Dipodascales.
AUGAGAGAGCAUUUCAAGGCAUUCUUAUCGCAAUACAAGCUGCGAGAGGAGCAUUUCGAGAAACUGCUGAAGGCACGAUCAUCUGAAACUGCGGUUCAGAUCAUGAAGGUCAAAAAGUACCGAGAGUUGUCUCGAGCUGGAUGGCGAAUGGCCUCAGAGGCACUGGAUAGCCUUUCCAAGGUUGAUGAACGAAUCCAGACCAUCGAGUCCAACUUUACGGACUAUAAAGCGCUUUCCAGUGCCACAAUCGAAUCUCUGGUUCAGGAGCACGAAUCUUCCAAGCGUGACUUCAAGUACCUAGAAUUGGAGCAUGAACAGACGAAGAACAAGACGGAACUCAUGAACGUUAUGAUGAGUGACGUUGUGGCGUAUAAUGCGGAGCUCAAGGAGACACUCAGCGAGUUCCAGGAUCUAGCAGAGGCGUGGAGGGUGUGGGCAGAGGCUUCCAAGCCCAUGAUUGAGACUGCUCUUCCGGAUCUUCAGAUGCAGGCCAUGGACGGCAUUCUGACGAAGACCGAGGGGCUAAUACCUCGCGAAGCAGAUGAUCCUCAGCCUCCUACUGACGAAGAAAUUGAGGAUAUGCUGCGUAAGGGGCGUUUGGAGGGCAAGACGGUGGAACAGGUGAGCCAGGAAGUGAUUUCAGCGACGGAGCAUGCUCUGAAGCUGGCGCGAGAGCGUCGGGAGAAGCGGGCAAACAACAGCUCGGCUAUGGCUGCUCGGGUCAACAAGCAUGUGGAUCAUGUGUUGGCCUCGCAGAUGAAGUCCGAUGAUGCGAUUACCGAGAAGGCUGUCAAGCAGGUUGUCGAGGCUGCCAAGAUUCUUGACCAGAUUAAGCCUGCUAACUCGCCUGCCAAGGAUAUCGCCGAGAUGCCUAAAGUUGACGAAUCAGCUCCUCGAUCCGUUCGUGAAUCUGCCACACCACUGCCUGAAACUGAAAAAUCUACGCCCCAGCCCCAUAAGACAUCUCCCAAGAAGGAAUCUCCCAAACUCGACACUGAUGGCUACGAGGCCGAUGUGGACGAUACUAAGGCUGGCAGAAAAGCCCAGAAGACCGAAGACAAGACCGUUCCCCCUAUGGCUGAGCUACCUGAGCCACCAACCAACGCAGCAUAUUCUGCUGCACUAGGCCUCGCUCCAGAUAGUCAUUUGACAGUGUACUCUCCGGUUCAUACUGAUGACGAAGAUGUGUCCCGUGAGGCUGCUCACGAUGAGGCUGAUGGCGAGGAUGACGACGACUUCGGAUUCAAGCGAUACGUGGCGUACGAGGGAGACGUGUCUUCUGAGGAGGAUGAGUACUUUUUGCGAGCCAAAUUUGGUAUCUGCUACCAUGACCGGUACAACCGACGUGGCAAGGCUACAAACAAAGACGUCAACUCGUACAUGGGGGUGUUUGGCGGUGCUCCUGACAAGUCUCAUAACCUGUGUGCUCACGAUAUGGGUGCUGAUUAUGGACAGGCGCGAUUCUCUGACCGCCGAGGUCAUCUCUUCAGCGAGGUGCUGCUGCAUGAUUAUGUCCAGUCUGAUGACGACACUUCCAUGCAGAAUUGGACAGAUGAGGUGGAGUGGGAAGAGGGGAUCACUCCCGAUGAAGAUGAGGACGAAGACGAAGACUCUGGAAGCGACGUGGACCAUGAUGAUGAUACGAAGCGGGCAGCUGAAGAGAAGAUCAAGGCUGUUCAGAAUGCCAUUGAUGUUGCAACUGGAACCAAGACGGCGCCCCCCCCUGGAAGUGCCGCUGCCAAAGGAGUGGCAGACGAGCUGGAACAAAUGCUCUUUGCCAAGGUUGACGAGAGAUUCAACUCUGUGCAAAUUCCUGAGUCUUUCUCCGAAGAGGAAUGGAAAACUCUCAAGAGCGGCUCCUUGGGCGGCAUUGUGCCUCUCAUGUUGUCCUACAUGAUUUCCGCUUUCUCUGCUGGAAACACCCUGACCCUGGAUCAGAAGUUUCCAUCGUUUGUGGUGGCUUCCUGCAACUGGGCUGGCUCUAUCGCGACUAUCAACUUCCUGACCUGCUAUUACAGCAACAGUAACGGUUAUAAGGAAAGGUAUAGAUGGGAUCCUAUCGGACGAACCAUCAAGUCUAUUGGUGACAUCUCCGGUCUUCUUGACGAGUCUCGAAACUUGUGCCCUGUUACUCUCGAUCUCAUUCCUUUCCUCCUGUUUGCUGCUCGAGCCCUGGCUGAAGUUGUUGUCCACCCUACCUGGGAGAGUGGCGAUGCUCGCGAUAAUGCGCUUCAGACUGCUGUCAAGGACCAUGAAAGUUUUCUAUCAGUGGAAGAUUUAUACCGACUCGUUUUGGAGUUCCGACCUCCGUUGUGGGACCAUCGCACUGGGGAGGUGUAUACGACUCUUUUGGAUGCCCUGAUACGUUCGUUUGUGAGUCUCUACAUGCGAGUGAGCCGGUUCCCAUUUGAGCUCGACAAGCUUGCUGCUCUACCAGUAGCCAAGCCUGUUGAAGGGACUACCCCAUCUAAGAACGUCCUUGAUAUUCUCACCAAGAUCGAGGACCAGAAGUCCAAGUUCCUUGAUCUUGAAGUCACAAAAAUCGAGCAAGUUCUUCUGCAUCAGGCCUCUGCGGCUCUGAGACGGUGUAUCACUAAGAACGUGUAUCCUGAAGACACGUCACUUGUUGUUGAAAGAAGCGUUCAAGACAAGGUGUUUGCUUUCCUGGCCGGCAGGGGAGGAGAUGAGACGUACAACAAGGUUGUUGCUCACAACCAACCCAUGCUGUUGCGGGCGUUGCAUUCCAACCAGCUGGAUGUUGAACGUAUUGCCCAGCUACAAGAUGCUUAUGAGAAGCUGGAUGGUCAAAUUGCCUCUGUCGCUCAGACAGUUAACGGUACUGGCGAGGAAAGUGCAAAUGGAAACGGAACCAAUGGAGGAAACAACUGA